UUUUGCACUUAUCGGCAUCAACAUUGCAAUCAAUUGUCAACUUUCCAUUAAGAAUUAACAAAUGGACUUUUUAAUUUUCAUUGAAAGAUUCUAAUCAUUACAUCGUUUCGCCAUCGGUAACCCCAUGCGUUCAUCCCGAUCUGAUAGUUUUGUUCAAAAUGACUUUGGAGCAAACUACAUGUGAAGAUUUAAAAGCUUUUGAGAGGCGUCUGGUUGAAGUGAUUGCUUAUUAUCAACCGCAAACGAAGAGAUGGAGAGUGAUGUUUGCUGUUGUCUCUCUCUGUACCGCCAUAGGUGCUUGGCAGUGGCUUAUGGACCCGCUAACAUCACAGGUUGGAUUUGUCCAGUCUCUCCUAAAUCAUCUGUUUUUUAGUAUCAGUAGUACUGUUCUCAUUGUCCUCUUCCUGAUGGGUAUCCACAGGAGAGUUGUUGCACCGUCCAUUAUAGUAUCUAGAGUACGCCAGGUGUUGGCCGAUUUCAACAUGUCCUGUGAUGAUAAUGGGAGAUUGAUCCUGAAGCCCAGGCCGACCACGUGACCCCCAGUCUGUAUAGACCCCAUUUAGUGAUGAUGGAAGGAAUGUUUCUUCUUUUGUAAUAUUUGUAAAUAUGUAUGAAUGAGUCAUUU
This is a messenger RNA of Uloborus diversus, 625 nucleotides long. RefSeq names its product nuclear envelope phosphatase-regulatory subunit 1-like. Bases 159 to 536 code for a protein of 125 amino acids. NCBI's taxonomy places the organism in Eukaryota, Metazoa, Arthropoda, Arachnida, Araneae, Uloboridae. The transcript is spliced from 6 exons. Gene Ontology annotation, cellular component: cytoplasm; Nem1-Spo7 phosphatase complex. The record is from RefSeq and is a predicted model, not a curated record.